Tyto alba (common barn owl) is the source of this 489-nucleotide messenger RNA. RefSeq names its product AP-3 complex subunit beta-2-like. The record is from RefSeq and is a predicted model, not a curated record. Gene Ontology annotation, cellular component: membrane coat. The transcript is spliced from 3 exons. NCBI's taxonomy places the organism in Eukaryota, Metazoa, Chordata, Aves, Strigiformes, Tytonidae. The coding region runs from base 1 to 489 and encodes 162 amino acids. Gene Ontology annotation, biological process: intracellular protein transport; vesicle-mediated transport; anterograde synaptic vesicle transport.
AUGCCACCACCCUGGUCUGCCCCGGAGCGCAUCGACCUCAUCCACAAGAACUACCGCAAGCUCUGCAACCUGCUCAUCGAUGUGGAGGAGUGGGGGCAGGUGGUCAUCAUCAACAUGCUGACCCGCUACGCACGCACCCAGUUCCUCAGCCCCAACCAGAAUGAGUCCUUGCUGGAGGAGAGCGCCGAGAAGGCUUUCUACGGCUCUGAGGAGGAGGAUGCCAAGGACGCCAAGGCGGAGGCGGCCUCGUUGGCCAAGCGCAAGCCCUACGUCAUGGACCCCGACCACCGCCUGCUCCUGCGCAACACCAAGCCCCUGCUGCAGAGCCGCAACGCCGCGGUGAGGCCCCUGCCCCAGCCCUGUCCAGCCCCGGAGGCCACCAGUGGUGCCCGUCAGACGGGGCUCGUGAUGUCCCCGCUGGCCAAGGAGCCACCGGGGUGCUCGAGGGACUCCCAGGGCUUGGCGUCCCCAGGGAUGGGCUUCCUCUAG